Messenger RNA from Hyaena hyaena (striped hyena), 744 nucleotides. RefSeq names its product TP53RK binding protein (gene TPRKB). Lineage: Eukaryota; Metazoa; Chordata; Mammalia; Carnivora; Hyaenidae. Gene Ontology annotation, biological process: tRNA threonylcarbamoyladenosine modification; telomere maintenance via recombination. Bases 191 to 718 code for a protein of 175 amino acids. The transcript has 5 exons. Gene Ontology annotation, cellular component: EKC/KEOPS complex; cytosol; nucleus. The record is from RefSeq and is a predicted model, not a curated record.
CCUCUCCGGCCGGGCGGAGAGGGCUGGGGGCGGGGAGCCGGAGGGCCAGCCCGGGAGCGCAGUACGCAGUAACGAGCUCACGCACUCCUUCGAGGGGGGCACAGCUGAAGGAGGAUUCAUCAGACCGAUAACUCGGGCUGAGGAGCGCGUGUAAGAGGGCCUGGCACCCUGAAUCCUGCUUGUCUAUGAAAUGCAGUUAAUACACCAGCUGGACCUAUUUCCUGAAUGCAAGGUGACUCUUCUGUUAUUUAAUGAUGUCAAAAAUGCUGGAGACCUGAGAAAAAAGGCCAUGGAAGGUGCUAUUGAUGGUGCAUUAAUAAACCCUAAGGUGAUUGUCGAUCCAUUUCAGAUACUUGUGGCAGCAAACAAAGCAGUUCAUCUCUACAAACUGGGAAAAAUGAAGACAAAAACUCUAUCAACUGAAAUUAUUUUCAAUCUUUCCCCAAAUAACAAUAUUUCAGAAGCUUUGAAAAAAUUUGGUAUCUCGGCAAAUGACACUUCAAUUCUAAUUGUUUACAUUGAAGAGGGAGAAAAACAAAUAAAUCAAGAAGACCUAAUAUCUCAGAUAGAAGGUCAUCAAGUUUCCCUGAAAAAUCUUCCUGAUAUAACAAAUAUUACAGAAGUCAAAAAGAUAUAUAAACUAUCUUCACAAGAAGAAAGUAUUGGAACAUUAUUGGAUGGUAUUAUUUGUAGAAUGUCAACAAAAGAUGUUUUGUAAAAUGACAGAAAUAUUAAAAUUUUUCA